UUUUGGGAGGGGCCAAGGAAAGUCUGUAAGUUUUAUUGAAUAGGGCUGUGUGUUAGGCUGCUGGUGUACCUUUCUUGCUGUGCUCCUGCCUAAACAGCCAGUUAUUCGUUUCCUUCCUACUAGUUGAAAACUUUUCAGCUGCAGAGUGAUCACCCACAGUGCUCCAGAGACAUCAUUCCAACUUCAUUCCUUAGCGCUCAGCAGCUGGUGUGUGACUGACAGGCCCAGAAGCGUGCAUCUGAUUGCUUUCAUAUUCUGAUCUGUUUGGAGUUUCGAAAGCUUGAACACGCACCAUGGAUGACUUUGAACGCCGCAGAGAACUCAGGAGGCAAAAGCGUGAGGAAAUGCGCCUUGAAGCGGAGAGACUAGCCUAUCAAAGAAAUGAUGAUGAUGAGGAAGAAGCCGCCAGAGAACGCCGUCGACGGGCUCGACAGGAGAGGCUGCGGCAAAAGGAAGAUGAUGAUCUAACAGGACAAGUGACAGAGAAAUCAGAAGUUAAUGCCCAGAACAGUGUGGCAGAAGAGGAGACCAAACGUUCUACAACAACACUAACAAACACUCAAGGGGAAGGGGAAGAUGAUGCUGCAAUCUUGGAGAGAUUGGCAAGAAGGGAGGAAAGACGCCAAAAGCGUCUCCAGGAAGCCCUGGACCGUCAAAAGGAGUUUGACCCAACAGUCACAGACGAGGGCUUGUCACUACCAAGCGGGAGAGAGAUAAACAAUGUGGAAGAAAAUGAGACCAUGGGGAAAGAGGAAAAGAUUGAAACCCGCCGAGGACGUUACGAGAUUGACGAAGCCGAAACUGUCACUACAUCGUACCAGAGGAACAACUGGAGGCAAGAUGAAGAAGAAGAAGAAGAAAAGAAAGAAGAAAAAGAUAAGGAGGCGGUGCAGGAGGAAAAGCCAGAGCAGAGAACCAUAGAGGAAAAUCAGGUAGAAGUAACAAUAGAAAAGAAAACAAUAGACAAAGAAGAGGGGCCGGUGGUAUUAGAAGUAAAAACCUUAGAUGUCAAUGUAGAGGAACACAAAGCAGAGAAUGAUAUGAGUAUCCUACUGGUAGGGGAGCCCAGGGCAGGAGUGGGGGCCAUAAAUCUAACUGUAGUUCUAGAUCAUGAGACGCUUAGGAAUGAAGAAGAGGAAAAGGCUGAGGAAGAAAAGAAGAGAACAGAGGAAAGGGAAAGGCUUGAGGCAGAAGAGAGGGAGAGGGUUAAGGCAGAGGAACAAAAAAAAGCUGAAGAAGAAAGAGCGAGAAUUGAAGCAGAAGAGAAAAGAGCAGCCCAGGAAAAAGAAAGGAUUGAGGCAGAGGAGAGGGAAAGGAUUCAGGCAGAGGAGGAGAAGAAGAAAGCAGAAGAAAGGGAGAGGGCAAAGGCAGAGGAGGAGAAGAAGAGAGCAGCUGAAGAAAGGGAGAGGGCUAAGGCAGAGGAGGAGGAGAAGAAGAGAGCAGCUGAAGAAAGGGAGAGGGCUAAGGCAGAGGAGAAGAAGAGAGCAGCUGAAGAAAGGGAGAGGGCUAAGGCAGAGGAGAAGAAGAGAGCAGCUGAAGAAAAGGCUAAGCUAGAAGAGGCAAAAUUAAAGGCAAAACAAAAGGUAGAAGAGAAAAAAAUUGAAGACAAAAAAGUAGAAGAUAAACAAGUAAAAGAGAAGAAAAUAGAAGAAAAACAGGUAAAAGAGAAGAAGGUGCAAGAGGAAAAACCUCAAACAGUCUCCCUAAGAAAACAGGGGGAAGAAAAAGAGGUUAAAGUGGAAGCUAAAAAAGAAAAGUUACCAGACGAGAAACUUCAACCCACCUUCAAAAAACAGCAGAUCAAAGACGACAAGGCUAAUAAGGACAAAGCACCUAAGGAGGAGGUGAAGCCUAUCUGGGAUCGUAAGAAGGGAUUUCCUGAACCAAAGCCACAGAAUGGAGAGCGUUUCCAGGAACUUACUACUCACAAACUUAAACAUACCGAGAAUAUUUUUAGCCGCUCCGGCAUGAAAGCAACUACAAAUGCUGAGGAUGGUAAGCCAGUGUCCCAGGCUGAAGCCGGCAAACGACUAGAGGAGCUGCGCCGUCGCCGAGGCGAAAAUGAGAGCGAGGAGUUUGAGAAGUUAAAGGAGAAGCAACAGGAGGCAGCCGUGGAGCUGGAGGAACUGAAGAAAAAGCGUGAGGAGCGUCGGAAGAUCCUUGAGGAAGAGGAACAGAGGAGGAAGCAGGAGGAGGCUGAGAGAAAAGCCAGAGAGGAGGAGGAGAAGAGGCGGCUGAAAGAAGACAUUGAGAGGAGAAGGGCUGAAGCUGCUGAAAAACGUCAGAAGAUGCCAGAAGAUGGUUUGUCAGAUGACAAGAAGCCAUUUAAGUGUUUCACUCCCAAGGGUUCAUCUCUCAAGAUAGAAGAACGAGCAGAGUUUUUGAACAAAUCCGCUCAGAAGAGUGGUGCUAAACCCACUCACUCUGCAGCAAUUGUCUCCAAGAUUGACAGCAGACUUGAGCAAUACACUAGUGCAAUUGAGGGCACAAAGACUGCAAAACCUGCUAAGCCAGCACCCUCUGACCUUCCAGUCCCAGCUGAGGGUGUCCGUAACAUCAAAAGCAUGUGGGAGAAAGGGAACGUUUUCUCAUCACCCUCUGGGCCAGGGACACCAAAUAAGGAAACAGCUGGACUGAAGGUUGGGGUGUCCAGUCGUAUCAACGAAUGGUUAACUAAGACCCCAGACACCAACAAAUCACCUGCUCCGAAACCUUCUGAUUUAAGACCAGGAGAUGUAUCCAAUAAACGUAAUCUCUGGGAGAAGCAGUCCAAUGAAAAGGCAACCUCUCCUUCUAAGGUAACAGCUAUGGGGAAAAAGUCAGAGACUAAUGCAGGUUUGAGACAAUUUGAGAAAGAACCCUAGGAGGCUACUAAAGAUGCUGGAUCAACUCAUUUUGAAAGUGCUAAAAUGUCCUUUUUAUAUUUAUGUUUAUUUACCAAAACGUCUUUUUUUUGCAUUAUCCCAAUUAAAACCAUGUAUAUUAGCACUGUAUUUAAUAAUCAGUCUAGAUAUUCAUCAUAAUAGUACUGCCUUUGCACAAGAGCCUUUAUUCCUAAAGAAACCCAUGCUGUGAAAUACUCUCCUACUGAUAGUCAUGACUAUGUGUCUGAACAGUGAUUUCAACUGGCAUAAGAGGUCAACCCCGAAAUGCAUGCAAAGUUGAAUUACUUAAGAAAAGUGUGCAGUAAACCCAUAAAAACAGUGGUUACUUUUGGAAUACAGAAGUCUUUUUCUGCACUUUAGACUAAGGCAUGGAAAAAAUCUUUAGUUGACAAUGUAAUAUUUUCUGUAAGUUGCCCAUGUCAUAAAUACUGCAUCAAUAACUUGUUUAAAUUUAUUGUUUUAUACUUUUAAGUAUCAAUUUUUUUUCAUUCUAGUUUAAGUUAAUACCUUUAAUUUGGAUGAUCGUUAGCUGACAGCGGUACUGAUACUCUAUUUUUGUUAGUGAUUAGUAAUUGAUUGCAAUAUAUACACAUAGCUUUACAAAGUUUAGCUUUAAGGCACUACUAAUGGUAGACUGCUUUAAUACAUGCUAGAGUAUUAUAUUUAGUAAUGAAGGCACAUACUUAGCCAGUAUCACAGCUUUUAAAAGUCACACACUUUUCUAUAGUAAGAUUUCAUAAUUUUGCCAUUAGAGGUAUGGCAAGAUGAGUAUUAAUUUUUAAAAAAAUGUAAGAUGCCCAGUAAUGGGUAAUUAAUUAAAAAGAAAACUAUAGUUUUAAAGAGGGGAAAAUAAGGGUAUAGAGGAUCAAAAGUAGGUCACUUGUAUAAAACAUCCUAGUUUAAUUUAUGUAAAACUACCAUCAUUAAAAAAUUUAACACAGUUGGAGCUGAAAUGACUGUACACUAAAUCUUGCCAUUCAUCAGUGCCGUAUAUUAAGACCACCUAACUAUUCAAAGUGAAGUAAGCCUCUAAUUAUGGUGUUUAACUAUUUCCCAAAGCUCUUAUUUACAGAUGUGGUGUUUGAUUUGUAUAUAGUAAACACAAUGCUAUAAGUCAGCUUGGUUUGAAUUUACAUGCCAUAAGGUUUAGCAUUUACAUCCUACAGUAUAUGGGUGGAAUAAACUAGUUAACUGAAGUAGCCCUAAAAUGCUUAACAGCUUUCUGCAUUGGAACUACAGAGAACUCCUCCAUCACUACUUUUAUUUGCAGCAUGUUUUUUGUAGCAGCUGACUUUUUUUUUUAUUAGAGGGGAGAUCAUCAUACUUCAAUCCAAAGAUGAUCUCCUCUGCUUAGCUGAAACAUCUUGUUUACAUAUUGAGAUGCACUUGGCUACCUGUAGGGGGUGAAACUGUGCAAACAAUGGCUGGCAUUGUUUCUGAAUUGUCAUGUUUUUUGUCUUGGGUUUUUGUAAACACUUUUCUCUGAAUCUUUCAAAUACAUUUGAUAGCUGCAAUAAAAAUGACUUGUUCAAACGAUAUACUCAAACUGCACCAAUAAUAAAUGGAAUAUUUCCAUCAACA
Messenger RNA from Mauremys reevesii (Reeves's turtle), 4466 nucleotides. It is a transcript of the gene CALD1, whose product is annotated as caldesmon 1. NCBI's taxonomy places the organism in Eukaryota, Metazoa, Chordata, Testudines, Geoemydidae. The coding region runs from base 294 to 2864 and encodes 856 amino acids. The record is from RefSeq and is a predicted model, not a curated record. The transcript has 16 exons. Gene Ontology annotation, cellular component: actin cytoskeleton. Gene Ontology annotation, molecular function: actin binding; myosin binding; calmodulin binding. Gene Ontology annotation, biological process: actin filament bundle assembly; angiogenesis; muscle contraction.